Molecule: messenger RNA, 1980 nt
Organism: Amaranthus tricolor (Joseph's coat)
Lineage: Eukaryota; Viridiplantae; Streptophyta; Magnoliopsida; Caryophyllales; Amaranthaceae
Product: sulfite exporter TauE/SafE family protein 4-like
Exons: 12
Coding region: 316-1704 (462 amino acids)
Biological process (GO): protein ubiquitination
Cellular component (GO): Cul4A-RING E3 ubiquitin ligase complex; membrane
Source: RefSeq, a predicted model, not a curated record
CAUGAUAGUUUUUUGACCACAUUUAAAGAUUUUCACGAUAGUAGUCAAUGACAAUUAGUAUACCUCGUUAAAGGCAUGUGGCUCCCAAACUUUCAAUAGUCUUAUUAUAUAAAUCUUCUCUUCUCUUCUGUUUUAGUCCAUUACUAAACAACACCAAGAGCGUAACGCCUCCUCCUUUUUUCCUUCUCUUCCUCAUACAACACUCUUAAAUUCAGAAUUCUGCACUGUGUACAACAAGCUUGUACAGCAUCAAUAAAACUGUAUUUUUUUUUUCAAAAAAAACCCAAAAAAGUGAAAAAAAAAACUAACUAGAAUAUGAUGGGUACAAGAGGGUUGGUUUUUUAUCUGCUGUCAGGCUUUUCUGUGGCUGUUUUUUCACUAUUUUUAGUCACUGAUUACCAGAAAACUCAUCAGAAAUUUGAAAGUAUUCAUCUUUUUUCUGUUAAUUCUGCUGUUUCUGGGACUGAGAAAGUUUGGCCUAAACUGGAGUUUGGAUGGAGAAUUGGUGUGGCAACAAUCAUUGGGUUCUUGGGUUCAGCAUUCGGAACCGUUGGAGGAGUUGGUGGUGGUGGUAUUUUUGUUCCAAUGCUUACUUUAAUUGUUGGGUUUGAUACCAAAUCUGCUGCUGCUCUUUCUAAAUGUAUGAUAAUGGCUGCUUCAGCAUCAUCAUUUUGGUACAAUCUUAGAGUGCAACACCCAUGUAGAGAUGUACCAAUUUUGGACUAUGAUUUGGCUCUUCUUUUUCAACCCAUGCUUAUGCUUGGUAUCACUCUUGGUGUUGCUCUUAGUGUUGUCUUUCCUUACUGGCUAAUUACUGUUCUUAUCAUAAUUCUUUUCUUAGGCACGUCAUCCAGGUCUUUCUCUAGAGGGAUCAUGAUGUGGAAGGAAGAGACUCUGUUGAAUACAGAAUUGGUUAAACAACAAGAUACCUUUAGUAAUUCUCAUGGCGAACUUCUUAUAAACACAGAGUAUGAGCCUUUAAGUCUAAAGGAAGAAAAAUCAGCCAUGCAAAUUAUGUCCUUUAAUCUAAAAUGGAAAAGAUUACUAUUGCUUCUUAUUGUCUGGGUUUCCUUUGUGCUCCUUCAAGUCUUGAAGAAUGAUAUUGCUGCCUGUACUUCAUGGUAUUGGGUGCUGAACCUUCUUCAGUUUCCCGUAGCCUUUGGAGUUUUCGGGUAUGAAGCAGUAAAGUUGUAUGAAGAAGGGAGGAAGAGGAAGAUAGCUGGGAAUACACAAUCAGUUUGUGAAGCUUCAAUUGAGUUUACACCCAUAAUGCUCUCCUUUUGUGCACUUUGUGGUUUACUAGGAGGUACUGUUGGUGGUCUUCUAGGAUCUGGUGGUGGGUUUAUCUUGGGCCCAUUGCUUCUUGAGAUUGGUGUAAUUCCUCAGGUGGCGAGCGCAACCGCAACUUUUGUCAUGCUGUUCUCAUCCUCCUUGUCUGUGGUGGAGUUCUACUUUCUCAAAAGGUUCCCAAUUACAUAUGCCUUGUACCUUAUGUCGGUUUCACUUCUAGCUGGGUUUUGGGGACAAUAUUUUGUAAGAAAACUCGUUGCGUUCCUUAGACGCGCUUCCCUCAUUGUCUUCAUCCUCUCUGCCGUCAUUUUUGCUAGUGCUCUCACAAUGGGAGUAAUUGGGAUCGAGAAGACCAUUCAUAUGAUCAACAAUCACGAGUUCAUGGGUUUCUUGGACUUCUGCUCGAACCAAUAGCAACCUCGAUUUUGUUCAUCGGUUUUCGAUUCUUAAAUUCUUGUAUGCUAAAUUUUAAAAAUUGUUGGUCAAUGUCGUAUUGACCAACUACUAAGAUCAUCAUUGUGAAAAAAAAUAAAGGGUAAUUCUUAAUUUGAUUUGGGUCAGCCAUGGUUGACACCAUUAGUAUAGUCUUUAGUCUGAAGAUGUUCAAGUUUAAGAAACAGUUUAAAAAAUUACAUGUUAAUAACUAAUAGUGUUCAUAGUAUAUUGCUAAUUGAUUCAUCAUUUGCUCCU